Messenger RNA from Trematomus bernacchii (emerald rockcod), 7690 nucleotides. It is a transcript of the gene ppp2r3a, whose product is annotated as protein phosphatase 2, regulatory subunit B'', alpha. Gene Ontology annotation, biological process: protein dephosphorylation. Gene Ontology annotation, molecular function: calcium ion binding; protein phosphatase regulator activity. NCBI's taxonomy places the organism in Eukaryota, Metazoa, Chordata, Actinopteri, Perciformes, Nototheniidae. The record is from RefSeq and is a predicted model, not a curated record. Gene Ontology annotation, cellular component: protein phosphatase type 2A complex.
CACACAUAUUCCCACACACACACACACACACACUGAAUCAUACGGAGUCGUUGCAUGUUGGAGCAAACGAGUGAAGGCUACUCUCCGCUGCUCCCCGGUUACCGAAAAGCGGCGUUUUGGUUUUCGCAGUCUGCGGCGAGGCUCGUCGUGACAGAGUUUGGAGACGGCUGAAGGAGCAGUGAGGAGCGGGGGAGGAAAAGGUGGUGUCCUCCUGUCAGAAACACACACUCCCGCCUGACACAUGGCUGACAGCAGGAGACGGAAGGGAAGAGAGUGACUACGGGACAGACAGAGAUCCAGAAACACUCGCACACAGAGAGAAAGAGGCAAUCAGCCAUCUGUGGUCAGUCCCCUGCUACUCUGCAGCUGUGUUGGAGUCAGCGAGCGGUUCUCAGCGACGUCAGGACUUCAGACACCAGGGAGUGAGAUACAACUCAUGCUCAGAUGAUGAGCCUCGGCUAGGGCAAUGUUAAGGCCUCGCUGGCCUUGGAUUAGGCCCCUGGGGCUGCUUCUUUGGAGGGGUGGCUGAUACCCCAGCUGGAUCUUCCGCUGUCGCCAUCCUCUACAGCUGUCAUUAGUGGCUAAUGAGCUGCUUCUAGAGAGGAAACGGAGAAGGUGCCUGUGGAGAGAGGAGGUUCCUUACAGCUGUUAUUAAGAGGCCCAGAGCUCUCAGACAAGGAAUUCUUCUUUAUUUCUUCCUCUGCAAGAAAGUGGAGCCCUUUUAAAGCUCUUUGGAUUUAAGGAUGAAAGGAUAUAUCGACUGGAUGUUUUUUUUGUAGACAUUUCUCUGUAAGAUGGUAAUUAUGCAGUUGAAAGACUUAUUUUUUUUUUCAGCUUAACUUUUUUUAAACUCUCAACUAAGAGAGAGAUAUAAUCCAUCAAUUAUUUGGUUGCAGUAAUACUGUUUUUGAUUUACACUUGACUUAUUUUGACCUUCCUAUGCCCUGAGGCACCAUGGCAGCAGCCUAUCGUGUGGUAGUGAGCAGUGUGAGCUGCUACAACAGUGUGGUGGUGGACCGGCGCACUCACGCCCACGCCGUGCACUACUGCUCGGGGCCGUGUGGGGCUCUGUCCCAGGGCCUGGACUGCUCUGUCGCUCACCACGGCACGUGUUCGGAGCUGCUUGUCGCGCCUGAUGCUGCGUACACUGACCCAAAUAACUCACUCAUACACUCCCAUAACAUGAUCACCCAACAACUUCCCCACCAUGGUAAAAUGACUGUCACCAUGGAUACUAGUUAUAAUGGUGGUCUAGAGAGGGCGGACAGCAGUGGAAAUUUGUCAUUAGGGGAGGAGAGCCCCACAUGGCGAGGUAAAAAGCCCUCCAGUGGCGGAGGAUCCACUGGGAACCUGAGCUCCUCUAGCAGUCUGAAGGACAUUACGGAAGAGGCCAUCAAUCUGGCCAGUGGUAGAGUUAAAGAGUUUUCUUUUGAUAAGCUCCGCCUCUCUUCCUCCAGUCAUGUCACCUUCCGGAAAGGUCGUAAAGUCCGUCCUGACUCUCUCAGCCGCCGCUCCACCGACCUGGAGAUCAUCUACGGCCACUUCAGCUCAAACGUCACCACAAACGGGACUGUUAACGGCAUGACGAAUGGCUCGGGUACGUCCAACGAUGAGAACCUGCCACCAUUUGUACCAGGGAAGGUAGCAAGCCUGGAGGAGACGAAGCUAAAGGGCAGCACAGCCACCUUGUCGUCCAUCGCCAAAAUGAGUGCUGGAUCAACAGGCAGCCUACCAAGUUUUGUGUCGUUGGACCAAAGUCUGAACACAAUGGCCUCUUUGUACCGCAACACCCUAGGAGAGGAGAACCUGAUUGCCCGUCUGCUGGAGAAAACACGAGCAGAGGCGGGCUCUGGAGCAGGCGGCGAGGACAUCCGUGCCUGCCUUGAUAUCCUUCUCAAAUGUUCUGAAGACUUAAAGAAAUGCACCGACAUCAUCAAGCAGUGCAUCAGACACAAAGGCGGUGAUGGGCCAGAUGAUGGAGAAGCCAGUCCGGACAGUGUAUAUCGGGCCGUGAUGACCCGACUCAGCUCCUAUUUAAAGAGAUUACCUCUGGAGCUGGAGGGAAUAGGACAUUUGGGAGGCAGUGUGCCGGGUACGCCUGGAGGCGGGCACAGUGAUCUUGCUGAGCUGGUCAGCACUCUUCACUCCUUUCAGCAGGGACCGUACUCUCCAAUAUUUGGCAAUGAGCAACCCCCUCGCUAUGAGGAUGUGGUGCUGUCACCGCCCAUCCCAAAGAUCGUUCCUCAUUCUGCUUCCUCCUCAUCCACCUCUUUGUCUUCUUUAAAGUCUGACUCCAUCCAUACGAAACCAAUCCAAAGUUCCCCGUCCAGAGCCACUCCACUUACCAAUGGACUACAACAUCCACACCCUCCUUCUAUCACACAACACACGCUCUCUCCACCAUCUAUCACAUGUUCUCCAGCCAGCUACUCACCAACACGCUCUCCCUCUCCUCUUCGUACCUCGCCCACCCCACCGUACACACACACUCCAUCAGUUUCCCCCAUGGAGGCUCUUUAUAUUGAGGAGGAAGAAGCAGAUGGGGCAAAGACACCAGAACAAUUUCCAAAUCAGACACACGCUCCAACCAGAGGUGUGAAUGCUAUGCAGAACAACAAUGGGAUGACAUUGGGUCAACACAUGCAAAUGUCCCAUCCACAAACUUUCCAUAACUCUCCAAAUACUUUAUCGGCCAGCACUGGCUACAGCCCCGCUUGGCCUUCCUCUGCCUCAGUCCCAGCAGUCUCACACAGGAAUGAUGACAUUGACAAGCUGCUGAUGGACUUGGAGAAUCUGUCUCAGAGUAUGAGCCACCCCAGAAACACUGAGCCACCACUUCCAGCCAAAACCAGGAAGAGAGAAGUAGGCAAGGCUAUCACUUCCGUUGAUGCCCUCACUAAGUCUAAAAUGGCCCAGUUCGAAGCCCAAAAACCAGCCAGCCACUUAGCGAUGAAUGGCCCUACCUCCAGGACUGCCCAGAGCCCCAGUCCCCCUCAGGGAGAUAACAGUGUAGCUGUGGUGGGAGAGGAGGAGGAUGGGGCACUGCUGCUGAGGAUCCUGGAGAGCAUUGAGAGUUUUGCCCAGGAGCUGGUGGAUUCUGGGGCGGGGAGCACAGGGAGCGCUGAGAGGAAAAGUGGGAAGGAGCGGGAGGUGAUGAGGCUCCUGCAGGAUACAAUGGCCACCACUGGCAGGGCUGAUACUCCUGUGGAGAGCACAAGCCCAACACCUGCUCCCAUUGCUCCAUACAUGCACACACAUGCACCUACAAAAAUACCAGCUAUACCGCCCAAACUCUCCCUAGCAAAUGCACCUGCAGUUUCACCGAAACCUCUAAUUUCUGUGUCUGAAGUUGCGUGCAAUGCUCCAUCCGAACCCGUCCCUAAACCUAUACCUGAAGCUGCCCCAAAACCUCUGCCUGCCCCCAUACCUGAGUCUAUAACUGAGUCUACAGAUACAGUUACAGAAGCCUCUACAGGAGCAGCUGAUCCAACAUCCCUCCCUGUAACGUCUGCAUCUGCAAGCUUGCAUUCCUCAGCUGAACCCUCGCCUGUGGCAGCACCUGAAGCUCCAGCUGCUGUUAGCAUCCCCAUUGCAGUAGCCUCAAGAGAUGCUGAUGUUGCUGUUGUUGACGCUGCUGCUGUGAGAGACACCGGGUCGACCCUCCUCAUCCAGCAGACUCCAGAAGUGAUCAGAGUCCAGGCCAAACCGGAGAAGAAGCCAGGCACACCUCCACCGGCUCCGGCCCUGGCCCCGACCACACCGACCCCCCCACCGCGCUCACCCAGCCCCCCCCCGGCUCUGGUGAUCGUCACCCCCCCGCCGCCCCCUGCCAUCAACAUUCCCAGGUUCUACUACCCCCGGGGGCUCCCUGCCAUGGGCCCGGCCCCCGGCCACGACGCCGCCAUCGCUGCCAUCGAGGCGGCCUACACUGAGUUCGAGGAGGAGAAGGCGGACAUAUAUGAGAUGGGCAAGAUCGCAAAGGCAUGCGGGUGUCCACUCUACUGGAAGGGCCCCAUGUUCUACACAGCAGGCGGUGAGAGGACGGGCUUCGUCUCUGUUCACUCCUUCAUUGCAACCUGGAGGAAGUUGUUGCACAGUUGCCACGACGAUGCGUCAAAGUUUAUCUCGCUUCUAGCCAAACCCAGCUGUAACUACCUGGAGCAGGAGGACUUCAUCCCUCUGAUGCAGGACAUAGUGGACACGCAUCCUGGACUCACCUUUCUGAAAGAUGCGCCUGAAUUCCAUUCCCGCUACAUAACAACGGUGAUCCAGCGGAUAUUCUACGUGGUGAACCGUUCGUGGACGGGUCGUAUGACCAUGAUGGAGCUGCGCAGGAGUAACUUCCUGCAGACCUUGGCCCUGCUGGAGGAGGAGGACGACAUCAACCAGAUCACAGACUACUUCUCCUACGAACACUUCUACGUUAUCUACUGCAAGUUCUGGGAGCUGGACACUGACCAUGACCUCUACAUCGACCCCAAAGACCUGGCCAGAUACAAUGAACACACAUCCUCAAACAGAAUCAUUGAAAGAUUGUUUUCGGGGGCAGUUACUCGGGGUAACGCUGUGCAGAGGGAAGGCAGGAUGAGCUACGCCGAGUUCGUCUGGUUCCUCAUGUCGGAAGAAGACAAAAAAAAUCCCACCAGUAUAGAGUACUGGUACCGCUGCAUGGAUGUGGAUGGCGAUGGUGUUCUGUCCAUGUUUGAGUUGGAGUAUUUCUAUGAGGAACAGUGUGAGAGGAUGGAGAGGAUGGGCAUCGAACCGCUGCCCUUCCAGGAUUUACUGUGCCAGAUGCUCGACCUGGUCAAACCUGAGAGUUCAGGUAAGAUAACCCUUGGUGACUUGAAGCGCUGUCGGAUGGCCCACAUAUUCUUCGACACCUUCUUCAACCUGGAGAAAUACCUGGACCACGAACAAAGAGACCCAUUUGCUGUGCAAAAGGACAUUGAUAGUGAAGGUCCAGAGCCAUCGGAUUGGGAUAAGUAUGCCUCAGAGGAGUAUGAGAUCCUGGUGGCAGAGGAGAAUGCAAACGAGCAGCUUCACGAAGGGUCUUUUGAUGAUGACUAUGAGUCAGAGGAGCUUCAAGUCUCAGGAGAGAUUGGGAAUAAAAUGGAAAAACUGGUCAUUUCAGACCUGUCAGCAUAAAACUCUUCCCUGGAUUCCUGGGUAUUUUUCCUGGAAGAAAAUGGAUUGAAGGUCCCUUCAGAAUGGAGCACCAAAAGAUGCAUGGACGUAAAGACAGAGAGAAACAUCUGUCUCUCGAUGACUCUGGAGCCUCCUCAGAGCGGACUCAUCGUUUUUCGUGUGUUUGUGUGUGACCGUAAACCAGUACUGUUCUGUGUCUGGUGCAAUAUCACUUCUGUAUUUAUACAGAGAACUGUUUCACUGCCUCGUGCUCUUUGAUCCGUCCGAGAGAACAAAGCGAAAGAUGGUGGGGAGAAAUGUACUAUAAGCUCUUAAAGUAAUCAAGACAAAUAAUCUCUGUGUACUUAUAAUGUAAAUGUGAAUUUUUAUACAGACAAUCCUGCCAAAAGACAAUCAUCUGAAGGUAGACAGACAGAGACCUAGAGUUACACAAACAGUGUCCUAGUUGGAUGAAUAUGGAGACAUAAAUGGACAAUUAUAGUGAUAGGAACUGAAAAAGAGCAGUCAUCUGCUCAAUAAUGACACAUCCAGACAGACCCUGCCAUCAGAAACCCUUCAGGGAGGAAUCAUGUAACAGUAUUGCUGAUUGUAACAGCACCUCUCUGUGGCCAGUCUGUGUCACUGCAGGACAUCACAGUCACUCGGUGCAUAAUGGCUGGCCAACUUUUCCAAGAGAGGGAGUUCAGUUUACUGCACAGCCUGAGCUGCUCUAUUAUUAGCACUAUCAGCGCUCCACCUCUGGACUCCCUUUUGCAAUUAUUUUUAAACCCUAGAAAAAAAGUGUCUGACCACAGUCAGGCCACAGUGAGACAUAUGCACAUAAAAUGAUGCGUGUUGACAAACAUAUCAAACUCUCUGGUAGAGUUUCCCACACAUUUCCACCUGUAACAUUUGCAAUAAUGCAAUAGAUACGCAUAGGAAAUGUGAGCUGUUCCUGUCAGUCUCAUGCAAUUAUUCAGCACACAGUGUUUUUCUCCCUUCCUUGUUGAUUAUGUACAGUACCUGGUAAUUGCUUUGAUCUGUUUCUGAAAUUGAUGCCAACAUUUGUAUUUGUUCCGCUUAAACAUCUCUUUGUCAUGAAACGUUUGAUAAUGAAACUUUUUUUACACACCACUGCCUUUUUAAAGUGACACAUCCCCCAAAUAAUGGCUAUUCUCACACCUUAGGUAUUAUCUAGCCUGCAGAUAGUUUUGGUUUGAUUUGCAAAAGUGUUAGGAAGCUUUGCGAUUUCACCUCAACCAUAUCACAGUGCAAAUAAGGGGAAUUUAUUUAUAUUUAUUUACUUCAUUUUUCUAGGUCCAACAGCAUAAUUUUUAAAUUGUUAUUGUAUUUGCAGAAAUCUCAGAGGUGGAUACAUUACAAUUCAAUCAAAUCAGAACUGUUCACAUACAUAGAUAUACUUAGUUAAAUGUAGCUUUUUAAUUUGAAUAAAACGACCCUUUACCUCCAGCACUCCCAGAGACAGCUGCAUGUGAACACUGCCCUUACUGUAAUAGCUAGCAGUGUGCUCAGAAAUCGUGAUACAGGGGUGUGUUUUAGGAGCGUGUGAUGUGUAGCUCUCAGUUUCGGGCUGAUAAUACGUCAUAGUUGUUGCCAUUGGAUGUGGUUCCCAAGGUCAGAGUGUGUGUGCACGCUAGUAUAACUCUUUAAUUAGGAAAGGGACAGCUUUUGUCCCCAAAUUCACUGCCAUAUACCUCCUUCACAGACAUUUACUGUACACACACACACACACACACACACACACACACACACACACACACACACUUUAGUUGCUAUAGUAAGGGAGAUCGCUAGUGGAUGCUGUAAGGCCUUAAGGACCUUAAGUUGACCCUAUAUGCUCUAUUGCCAUUGUAAAUGUGCCUGACUGUGUAUUAAAUAUAUUAUUAUAAUAAUAACUAAUGAUAAGCCAUUAUAGAUAUAACGGCUGCGAUUUGUUGUUGUAUUUUGAUGGUUUGUAUUGCUGUGCCACUGUGUGGCUCGGGAUAAGGGGGGUAAAUUAUGAUGGAUGUAUGUAUGUUUGUGUGUUCGAUGCACGGUGGAUAUCAUCAGAAGAAAAUGAGGAUCUGACAAUCACAACAUAUGAGAAACAUCUCAUGUGGAGACCUCUGGGACUGAUGCUUUUUCUCGCUGUGGCGACACACACACACUCACACACUCCCAGGGAGACCAGCUGAUGGAGACAGUGUUUGAGAAGAACUGUUGAAGGCAUUGGGACUCAGAUUGUGUCCUGAUGCAGCAUCAAGCCGGGAGAAAAGCCAUGCAAAACUUUUACUUUGAAAUGAAAUCUCUACUUUGAUAUGUAGACGGAAGACUUUUAUUUUGAUGUACUUCCUCUGUGCAGAGGAGACUUGAGUAGACGUGUUCAAAUACUGAUGAUUAUUGUAUUGGCAUGGCUUUCUUUCUUUCUCUUUUUCUUUCUUUCUUUCCUUUUGUUCUUUUUCCUUACCAACGCCCUUCUCUUAUUUCCCUUUUCUUUGCCCUGCGCUUUCAUUUGUUGCUUUUUUUGAAGUUUAAAAGUUUAAAUAAAAAUAUGUUUCAAGAAUAA